GUAGGCGACGACGUAGUGCACACGUGCUCGGAAGUAAGCAAGGAAAACGUAAUGUCGUUCUCUGGUGAAUUGUUUGUUUGGUGAUAGCGCUGGCUUCGUAAUCGAAAUUAUAUUUUGGGAGUACUUGUCAUGGAAACAUGUUUGUGCUGUUCGCUCAUCUAACAAGACGAACCGUUUGCUAAUGAAGUGCGCGAGCGUCAAGAUAGAGGGGUGCAGGUGCACGUUAGCAAGCUACUGCAGUGUAUAACUAUGACCUAGACACAUUUUGUAGUGGUCAUGAGUGAAUAACCACUCAUUUUUAUUUUGAGGAGACGAGUAGGCCUACCUGACACAACAGUGUAUGUCAGCAACAUGGCAUUCACCAGCCUUUUUUCAAGUCUUCCAAACAAAGACUUUGACACGGCGCCUUGUGAGCGGAGAGAGAGAUUUCAAAGGGAUGAAAGGCAACUGGAACCAGUUAAACUGGAGGUGAACGAAAGGGAUGCCCAGUCCAGAAAGUGGCCAUUGCAAAGGUGUCAGCAGAGUGGCCCCAGGAAGAGGAAAAAGGGGGACCAACAGGAGCAGUGUGGUCAGGCCAAGAAAAGUAAGCUCCGUAAAUGCCCAUCACAAUCUUAUAAAGACUUUGACUCUGUGGCCCGAGACUACAACAUGGUGAAGUGUGAUUUCGAGCAACCAGGCUUUGACUUGAGUAGAGACCUGGACUUCUACAGUGAUAGCAAGGAGGGUGCAUCCCCAGGUCAUGCUACAGAGAAGGAUCCUGAUCAGAUCAAGGAUGUUCAAGGUGUAAACGAGAAGAAAGGACGGGAGCAGAAGAAGCAGCGACGGAAGCCCCAGCAGCAGAGACUUGACAACCAGGCCAGAGGCAGAGGGGGAAACUCUGCCAGGAGGGGUGGGGAUUUUACCGGAAUGGGUGGACGCGGAACUAACCAGCCCAGAGACUUCUCCAACAGGGGCGGAGAGUGGAGCAAUAGAGGCCAGGGCUGUGACGAGGGGCGGUUUUCUCAGAAGAGGUGAUUGGUCAAAGCGAGGCACUGACCGGUCACUUAGAGGUGGACGACAGUUCCCAAAUGAUGUACGUUUAACACUGCUGAUUCCAACAUCUUCCAGGAAACUUUGACUGGAAAGGGGAAGAAGAACAUGACAAAGGAAUUCAAAGACCAGAAUGCUUUGGAGAUUGACAGAAGGUUAAUCUGUCAACAUUUCCUCAGGGGAAAGUGCAUA
Molecule: messenger RNA, 1221 nt
Organism: Oncorhynchus tshawytscha (Chinook salmon)
Lineage: Eukaryota; Metazoa; Chordata; Actinopteri; Salmoniformes; Salmonidae
Exons: 5
Coding region: 352-1014 (220 amino acids)
Source: RefSeq, a predicted model, not a curated record